Molecule: messenger RNA, 2274 nt
Organism: Pseudozyma flocculosa PF-1
Lineage: Eukaryota; Fungi; Basidiomycota; Ustilaginomycetes; Ustilaginales; Ustilaginaceae
Exons: 1
Coding region: 1-2274 (757 amino acids)
Biological process (GO): transsulfuration
Molecular function (GO): pyridoxal phosphate binding; cystathionine gamma-synthase activity
Source: RefSeq, a predicted model, not a curated record
AUGUCUUCGAUCGCAGCAGCUGUGCCUCCGGCGCCGCUCCCGCGCCACGGCAGCGGAAACGGCGCUUCGCAGCGCGACUUUGCCGUCGGCACCUCGAUCCCCGCCAACCUGCCCCACGCCGUCUCGGUCUCGCUCCCGCUCUGGCAGGACAAUGUCGACUACGAAGAGGGGCGCCUCUCGCAGGUCAUGGAGACAGGCUACCCGCGCUUCUUCAUCCACAGGAGCAUCCAGAAACUCGCCGCCCACCUCACAAAGAAGUUUGCCCAGCCCGGCGAACAGUGCAUCCUCCUCCCCACCGAGGUGGUCGCCAACCGUUGCCGGGACUUUAUCCGCAGCCAGCAUGCCAAGCUCCAGACGCCUUCGUCGCCGCACACGCCCGCCUCGGUUCGCGUCGUCCGCUUCUCGAUCGUGGAACCUGCGCUGCUCCAGAACCCCGACCCUUCCGCCCCCGGUCCAUCUCAACCCCCGGCAUCGCAGCCAGCCAACGAACCCGUCACGCACUACAUCUUCAUCGCCUUCUUCCCCGGAGAACUGUUCCCCCUGGCCAAGAGCUACUGGCAGCAUACUGGCGAUGGCAUCUCGAGCCGCAAGGCCGAGCGUUGCUUGCACCUCCUCGAGCAGAGCGGAAGCCUCGAAGACGAAACGAUCGGCUCGCCAACUGCGGCCGCCACUACCGCCGCCGGCGCUGACAGUGCAUUCGCCCAGAAGCAGCAGCAGCAGCAGCAGCAUGCGCAUCAUACCGACACUUCAGCGACCACAGAUGGCCGCGGCGGGUACUCUGGAAAGCGCUUCUACAACCGAUACGCUCGGAACGGCAGCAUUUCGACACCCGUCAGCAUGACCCCCUCGCCGUCGAGCAGCGGCUUGCUGCCGCCCAAGCAUACUGCAUCCGACGCUGCGACUACCGGCGCGCCGGCAUCGGCCUUGCUGCCUGCCUCCGGUGCUGCCGCUGCCUCGACCGAUGAGAGGAUCACGUCCGACCUCACCACCUACCUCGAGGAGCGGUACGGCCGCAACCUGCCCGCUGGCUCGGCCCCGCAGGCCAAGCGAGCACUUCGUCGACGCAUCGCGGGAACGCUCUUGUCCGACCGUACCGAACGUAGCGGCGAGGCGCCCUCGGACGCCACCGGCGAGACCAGCCGGACGGGGACGGGCGUGACCGAGGACGAGGUGUACCUCUACCCGACCGGCAUGUCGUCCAUCUUCCAUGCUCACCAGCUGGCCAUGCUUGCGCGCACCCUCGACGACCCCACCGCCGCGGUGGGCAAGAGCAUCUGCUUCGGCUUUCCCUACACCGACACGCUCAAGAUCCUGCAGAAGUGGGGGCCCGGCUGCCACUUUUACGGCAACGGCCUCGAUUCGGACCUCGACGACCUCGAGAAGCUGCUCGAGUCGCGGCGGACGUCGACGGCCGGCGAGGCGCCCAUCCUGGCCCUCUUCUGCGAGUUUCCCUCGAACCCGCUGCUCCGCUCGCCCGACCUGGUGCGCAUCCGCACCUUGGCGGACCGGUACGACUUUCUGGUGGUCGUCGACGAGACGAUCGGCAAUUUCGUCAAUGUUGAGGUGCUGCCGUACGCCGACGUGCUCGUCUCGUCGCUGACCAAGGUGUUUUCGGGCGACGCCAACGUCAUGGGCGGCAGCAUGGUGCUCAACCCGCGCUCGCGCCACUUUGACCGGCUCAGGCGCGCGCUGGCCGCCCACUACCAAGACACCUUUUUCGACGAGGACGCCCUGUUCCUCGAGCGCAACUCGCGCGACUUUGUCAAGCGCAUCGUCAAGAUCGACGAGAACACGCGCGCCCUCACCGACAUGCUCCACGGCGAGAGGCAGCGGCCGGGCGCGGCCAUUAAGCGCGUCUUCUACCCGCGCUUUGUGGCGAGGGACAACUACGAAAAGUGCCGCAGGAAGCAGGCGUUCGCGCCUGGCCUCGAGAUGCAGCCGCCCGCCGACAACGACGACGGGUCCGGUUCGGCCGCGGCGGCGGCCGGGGGAGGGUAUGGCGGUCUGUUUUCGCUCACCUUCCACAGCCUCGAGGCGUCCAAGGCGUUUUACGACACGCUGCAGUGCGCAAAGGGCCCCUCGCUGGGGACCAACUACACGCUGGCCAGCCCCUACACUAUCCUGGCUCAUUACACCGAGCUCGACUGGGCGCAGCAGUUUGGCGUCGAGACCGGCCUGGUGCGCAUCAGCGUCGGCCUGGAGGACAAGCAGGAGCUCCUCGACAUGUUCACCAGGUCCGUCAAGGCCGCCGAGCGGGCCAUGGGUCAGCAGUAG